Messenger RNA from Sesamum indicum (sesame), 2281 nucleotides. Lineage: Eukaryota; Viridiplantae; Streptophyta; Magnoliopsida; Lamiales; Pedaliaceae. The record is from RefSeq and is a predicted model, not a curated record.
UCCGAACCGGCUUAGAAUCCGGUUCCUGGUCGGACCGGCCGAUCCGGCUAUUACCCUUCGGGGAGAAGCCGAGAACACGAAUACCUCCGUCUUCUCUUCUCUCGCGGUUUCCCCUCUCCCACCCUCCUCUUCCACACCGACCUUCAACCCCAGAAACUCCCUAAACCUCAACCGCCUAGGCUCUUACUUUACAGCGUCGGAGAGCGCAGACGUCAGCUGCCGCCGAAUAAGUAUCACUUCCUGCCGUCAGUUCAGCCCCAAUUCUUGGGUGAAUAGCUUUUUAGGAUUCAAAAUGGUGGGUCCAUCUUCUGCACAAACUUCCCUUAAAGAUUACCUAAAAAAAUACACAAGUAAUGAUGAUGAGGAGAAGAAAAAGAAGAAGAAAAAGAGAAAAUCUAAACCUGAUGCUGGUGGAAUUCUUGUGGUGGAUGAAGAUCCAAUUUGGCAGAAGCCGGUCAAACUCGACGAAGAAGAACAAGAUUCAGCAGAUGAAGAAAAGCCUCAAGUUGAUGAAGAUAUUGAAGUCAAGCGUAUGAGAAGACUGGAGCAACUGAGGACUAGACGCCCUUUUGGUGCAAUUUCUGAGGAUGGAAGUGGCUGGGUUUCGGUGUCUGAUUCUUCUAAUAAUGUGAAGCCCGAAGACCAAAAUUCUGAUAUUUCUCCACCUCGCAAGAGGAGGCUACGGAAUGAUACUCCAUCGCCAAGACCUGAACAACAAUCUGAUGUUCCAGCAGAUGCUGAUUUGUCUCCACCGCGGCAGUGCCGCAAUCAUUACUGGAGUCCUCCUCCAAAUGAAACAAGAACAUCCCCGUUUCGUGGUGGUCGGAGUGCUCGGUUUGAUACACCUUCACCUGAACCUUAUGUGGAAGCUCCAGCAUCUGAUAGAGUCACAGAUUUGUCCCCACCUCGGCGGCAUCAAAGAGAUAAGGAUGACUCACCUGAACCUGAUAGAAUAUCUUCACAUUCUAAGGCCAUGGUGUCAGAUAUUUCUCCUCCUCGACGUGGUCGUCAUGACUCUAGAUAUCAGAAUGACACACGUGCCUCUUCGAAAGCGGAUCUUUCGCCUCCUAGGAAGGUCAAGAAUGAUAGAUCAGGUUCCAUUGUCUCCACAAGGAAGUCAAUUCAUGACUUGGAUGACUAUGACACAAACCCCGGUCCUUCAGUUUCUGACCUCUCUCCUCCGAGGAAGAGGCGGAAAGAAUCACCAGUUUUGGUACAUCGGCCGAAAACUGGAUUAGUUUCUGCUGCAGAUAUCAAAGAUGAUAAUGAUAAAAAGAAAAAAGAAGACUGGUUGAGGGGAACGUAUGUCAAAGGAGGAGUUUCUGAAGUCUCAGAAGAAAGAAUUGAAGAAAGAAGAGAAGCCCAAGGAAAUAAAGCUGGAAUGGGGAAAAGGGCUAGCUCAAAAGCGGGAAGCUGAAGCUAGAUUGCAAGAGAUAGAAAAGGAGAAGGAUAAACCAUUUGCUCGUGGCAGGGAUGACCCUGAUCUUGAUGCUAUGCUGAAGGAAAGACUUCGAUGGGGUGAUCCCAUGGCACACUUAGUCAAGAAAAAGCAUUUGGAGCCAGUUCUUCCAGACCUAGGCGAUAAUGAGAAGAUGAAAGAGUCCGGCUUCAUAAUUCCCCAGGAGAUCCCAAGUCACAGCUGGAUAAGACGGGGACUGGAUGCGGCACCAAACCGCUAUGGGAUCAAACCAGGCAGACACUGGGAUGGUGUAGACCGCAGUAAUGGAUACGAGAAGGAAUUGUUUAAACGGAUGAACGAAAAAAGAGCUACAGAGAGAGAAGCAUAUCUGUGGUCUGUUUCUGACAUGUGACUUUAUCAAGCAAUUCGGAUACUCUGAGGAACAGAUGGUAGAUGCUCGAUGUUUUUCCACAUGAAAUGUCAGUGGGGGAGCCGAAGCCUGCAAAUGAAGAAACAUUAUCGGUUAACGUUCAUGGUCGAGUUUUUCACAUUACAGGCCUAUGGCAUUGCUUUUCUUUUACCUCUAUAGCUCUGCUUCCAGAUUGAGUUGGCCAUGUUCCUUCGGUGCUAUAUUCUACAGCUUACCAACAAUUUUGAACUCCUAUAUACACAUGUAUCCAAUGAUUUAGCGCCCGAAAUGGACAAACUUAUGGGUGGCUUCGACCAUUUUAGUGUAGGCCUGGAAAAUAAUAUGUUGGCAGUUUUUAUAGUCUUUUCUUGUUUCGCACUUUUUACAACGAAGAAGAGGGCUUUAUUAAGACCUCAUUUCGAUGAUUCUGAAUUCGUAAAGAAAAAAGAUUGAACCAAGAUUUGGAAUGAAAA